GGGGUCUGAGCCUAGAAAAAAAGGGCGAACAUGGAAGAAAACCAUUCCUGAUGACACAAGGACUAAGGGUGAAAUGGGCGUGGUCUCCGGGGAGUACCACGCAAUACGCCUGCGCAGCAGUGCGGCGCUCCCCCUCCCGCUGGCCCUCGCAGACCGACGCGCUGCUAUGACGUAGUCCUGCGGCCGUGACCAGGCGGAGGCAUGGCAGGACCUAGGCCGGUGGUGCUGAGUGGGCCGUCAGGAGCAGGGAAGAGCACCCUGCUCAAGAAGUUGUUCCAGGAACAUGGCAGCAUCUUUGGCUUCAGUGUGUCCCGGCCUUCAUCUAGAGUCUUUUUUCUAGAUACUACAAGGAACCCGCGACCUGGUGAGGAAAAUGGCAAAGAUUACUACUUUGUGACUAGGGAGAUGAUGCAGCGUGAUAUUGCAGCAGGGGACUUCAUUGAGCAUGCUGAGUUCUCGGGGAACCUUUAUGGUACAAGCAAGGCGGCUGUUCGGGCUGUGCAGGCCAUGAACCGCAUCUGCGUGCUAGACAUCGACCUACAGGGUGUGCGCAACAUCAAGAAGACUGAUCUGCAUCCCAUCUACAUCUCUGUGCAGCCCCCCUCGCUGGCUGUUCUGGAGCAACGACUGCGGCUGCGCAACACUGAGACUGAGGAGAGCUUGGCAAAGCGACUGGCAGCUGCACAGGCUGACAUGGAGAGCAGCAAGGAGCCUGGCUUGUUUGACCUGGUGAUCAUCAAUGACAACUUGGAUAAAGCCUAUGCAACACUGAAGCAGGCUCUGUCUGAGGAAAUCAAGAAAGCUCAGGGCAGUGGCCAUGCCUGAAGGUCGGCCUCAUUCUAUAGAGUGACGCCUGUGCCCCACAUAUCCCUGGGCUGUGAGGUGGGGAGAUCUCUGCCGGGGCACCAAGGACUUGUAUAGACUUCUCCUGUGCAGUAGGAGGAGCUCCCCUUGUCUGGCCACAUGGUGGCUCUUCACCCUGUGCUGGCUUGCUGAGGCUGAAGGACUCUGAAAUGUACCCACUUCUGUUCUCCCUGGGCUGUCCCUGUCCCUCCUGCUGGAGCAGGACUGACACCCUAAUAAAGUAACUAUUGGGUUA
Messenger RNA from Myodes glareolus (Bank vole), 1099 nucleotides. The record is from RefSeq and is a predicted model, not a curated record. NCBI's taxonomy places the organism in Eukaryota, Metazoa, Chordata, Mammalia, Rodentia, Cricetidae.